UGUGAUCCCUCUGUGUUUUUUUUCCAGAAGUGUUUCCUGAGCUUCUUCCUUUUUUGUAUCCUUUUUGUGUCAUGGUGUCAUGCCCAAUGCUACAUUAUAGCCACCGAGGGAACAUCAGAGGCAGUGAGAAAAACUAGGAGGAAGAAUCCACUCCUUGGAACCUGGAGUGAAUGGCAUCGAGGCUGCAAGGCUCUGGAUGGAAUUAUGCAUCCCUUCAGAUCUGAAUGGAUGACUAAGAAUUGUUACAAAUGUCAGUGUAAUGAAGAUGGAAUUCAGUGCUGCAAUGUAGCUAUUAAACCAAUAGAUGUUGAUGAAAAGAAUUGCUUGAGCUUUCUGAACAAAGCAACCUGCAUAUAUCAGGUCUUGAAUAAAGAAGACCCCACCAAAUCCUGCCAGGUCAAGACUUGGAUUGGGUAGCACUGACCCUUCUUAGUGCUUCUGCCAAGAUCUUUGCUUUCCAUAAGCAGAGGAGAAGCAGUGCUCCUCUUCUUGAAAUGAAGUAUGAAAAGCUUGAAACCCUGCUACAUGUGAGCAAUAUCUUGCUUCCCGCUUCUUGGGAGAUGCCACCAUGGUGAUCAUGAAGCUCGGAACUUGAGAAGGAGAGCGGUGAUGAUCCUUGUUCCUCCUCUGGGAUUUUCAGAGCAUAUUGAACAUAAGGGCCAUGGAAAGGCUGUUUUUUUCCCUCUUUGCCCCAAUUUCCUUGAGCUGGGGCUCAGGCUGGUUCUUCUUUGGUGCAGCCCAGAUACAUCAUGAAUUUCAAUCAGAGCCAUUUACAUAUAACCCAACUGGAUAAGUGUUAAAGGUAACAGCUCUUUUAAAAACCAUCUCUGAUAGAUCAUCUGAGUCAUCUCCCAAUAUCCUGCGACCUGCUGCCUAAUGAAUGCUUUGAGAAAAUAAAUUAGCUUGCAUCAUAA
Sarcophilus harrisii (Tasmanian devil) is the source of this 914-nucleotide messenger RNA. Its product is annotated as beta-microseminoprotein-like. The record is from RefSeq and is a predicted model, not a curated record. Lineage: Eukaryota; Metazoa; Chordata; Mammalia; Dasyuromorphia; Dasyuridae. The annotation marks the transcript as partial. The transcript has 3 exons.